UUAUGAACAGCAUGUUCUGGAUAAACACAACAUCAAACCUCUGUCCAGGCAUUAUUUUGUCUCUAGCCCUCACAUGUUGUCAAAUUCUGGAGAGCAGUUCUAUAUGUUCAGUGUAAUUGCUGCCUGGUUGAUUUCUCUGUGCGGGCGGCCGUUUGACACACCGCAGGAGUACGAUGAUCCCAACGCCACCGUCUCCAACAUCCUGUCCGAGCUGCGUGCCCUGGGUGGCCAGGUCGAUUUCCCCCCAUCUAAGCUGAAGUCUGGAUCUGGAGAGCAUGUCUGUUAUGUUCUAGAUCAGCUGGUAGAAAAGGCACUAAAGAGUAAAGGAUUCACCUGGAACAG
Sinocyclocheilus rhinocerous is the source of this 342-nucleotide messenger RNA. Its product is annotated as intraflagellar transport protein 57 homolog. Gene Ontology annotation, cellular component: microtubule organizing center; intraciliary transport particle B; Golgi apparatus. Lineage: Eukaryota; Metazoa; Chordata; Actinopteri; Cypriniformes; Cyprinidae. The record is from RefSeq and is a predicted model, not a curated record. The transcript is spliced from 3 exons. The annotation marks the transcript as partial. Gene Ontology annotation, biological process: non-motile cilium assembly; intraciliary transport.